Molecule: messenger RNA, 1164 nt
Organism: Striga asiatica
Lineage: Eukaryota; Viridiplantae; Streptophyta; Magnoliopsida; Lamiales; Orobanchaceae
Source: the annotation of a GenBank genome assembly
AUGGCAGCUUCACUUGUUGAUUGCCGAUCUCGCUCGGUCACGCUGAUGGAUAUGACUAAAAGUUCCUUAGACCAGGUGCUGGAGGUUGAGGAGCAAAAGGAUUGGAGGUCGCCUUUAAUACAUUGGUUGCAAGAGCCUGUCGCGGGAAAGGAUAUCAGGGAUGACCCAGUCGGACGACGAGCGUUGAGGUUCUACUUGCAGAAUGGGAUCCUAUACAAACGGUCAUAUAUGGGGCCUCAUCUUAGGUGCGUCUCUGAACAAGAUGGGGAGUACGUACUUAGGGAGGUGCACGAAGGGUGCUGCGGCGACCACAUAAAGGCUAGGGCGUUGGUUGGGAAGGUAUUGCGGGCUGGAUAUUUUUGGCCUACGAUGAGAACGAUGGCACAAGAUCUUGUGCGAAAAUCGGUUCAUGAAGGAUCGGUUGUGAUCCGGGUUUUAGUCCAGCCAGCUAGGCAGGGUUUGUGGUACCUCUGGAGUAGAGGGGUGCUAGGCGGAGCCUACCUCAAUGUGGAGGUAGUCGGCCAGGUAACUGGCACCUCGGUAGCUAGGCGCCUCGGCCAGAGGGCCUUGUCGAGGAGACUAGAGCCCGGAGAUACACAUGGGAAAAACUUCUUGUGUCAUGAGGAGUCUUCAACUUCACCUAUAAAAGGGCACAGGUUUAUUCAUUUUACACAACACACAUACACAUAUUAUCUCGUUACUCUGCCGCUUUCUCUCCGAAAGACCACCACUGACUUGAGCGUCGGAGUGUCCACGCCGGGACCACCCCGGCGUGUUUUGCAGGUACCGACGAUCGAGGAAGCGCAAUCCAGUUCGAGAGGGGCGGUCGAGCGGUUCAGCCUACAAGGUAUCAUAACCCUGCUUGUUCCACUCGCUCCGCUCGGUCGCUCCGUUUCCCUCGCUCUACUCGGACACUCCGCUCCCUCGAUAAGCUCGCUCCACUCGCAGGCAUCAGCCUGCCCCCUUCUUUUGUCAAUAUAUGAGCCAUAUCAACAGAACGGAAAAAGUACCGUUCUCAAGGUCAGAGAUGGGUACGGUUCCGAAGUUGCGCCGGAGAUGUCACCUAUGUACCCCCCAGAUCGAUCCUUGACGACAAAAAUGAAGCUGGAAUCGAGAUUUCUGUUCUUGGGGCUAGGGUUCGUUAAAUGCCGUGCUGCGAUAUGA